CGUUUAAAAAAAUAGUUAGCGAAUUAUUUAAAUUUAUUUUGAUGAAACAAAAUUUAUAUAUAUAUAUAUAUACAUACAUACGAAAAGAAGCUUCUUUAUAACAUUAAUCUCUUCAUAUUUAAUGUACCGUAAUAAUUUUGCUACGUGAUAAUUUUGAAUAAAGAUUUAUUAUUACAGAUAGCAUCAGUUGUGUACAAGGAUUUUCUUAUUAAACAUUUAAGAUGGAUCAGAUGCUUCCCAGUCCUGGAUUUAGUAUACCCAGCAUUGGUACACCUUUGCAUCAACCAGAAGAGGAUCAACAAAUUCUACCAAAUGCCUUGCAACAGCAACAGCAAUCACAACAAUAUCAGUUGCAACAAUUACAUUCAAUGAGCCCUAACAUGCAGAGUGGCAUGUUAAUGCUAACGCCACAGAAGACUAUGCAUACAUAUGCUCCAACUCCAACAUUUGCGACACCACAAAGUCUUAUGCAACCGCAAACACCGCAAAAUAUGAUGUCUCCAAUAAUACCUCAAAAUAAUCAGAUAACGCCAGUAUCGAUAGGUCCUGCAACUCCUGGACCCAUGACGCCAAUGACACCAGCUUCUGCUGAUCCUGGAAUACUACCACAAUUGCAAAACAUUGUAUCCACUGUCAAUUUAAAUUGUAAGCUUGAGUUGAAGAAAAUAGCACUUCAUGCUAGAAAUGCUGAAUAUAAUCCAAAAAGGUUUGCUGCUGUUAUUAUGCGAAUAAGAGAGCCAAGAACUACUGCACUAAUAUUCAGUAGCGGCAAAAUGGUCUGCACUGGCGCUAAGAGUGAAGGAGAUUCGCGCCUUGCUGCUAGAAAGUACGCGAGAAUUAUUCAAAAGUUAGGUUUUCCUGCAAAGUUCUUAGAUUUCAAAAUCCAAAAUAUGGUUGGCAGCUGUGAUGUAAAGUUUCCAAUUAGAUUGGAGGGUUUAGUACUCUCUCAUGGACAAUUCUCAUCGUAUGAACCAGAGCUAUUUCCAGGUUUAAUAUAUAGGAUGGUCAAACCUCGAAUUGUACUGCUCAUAUUUGUUUCAGGAAAAGUAGUAUUAACUGGUGCAAAGGUUCGUAAGGAAAUUUAUGAAGCCUUCGACAACAUCUACCCGAUUCUGAAGAGCUUUAAAAAACAGUAAUAAUAUCCGUAUAAUUCUGAUUUGUUUUUACUAUUGAGAUCACUUGGGGCAUAUUGCAGUUCUUAUAUUGUAACACAGUCACAUAAGCGAGUGAAUAUGUUUAUACUAUUGUUAAAGUCAGUUGUGUCAAACAUUUUUUUGAUUAUCCAAUAUAUAGAAUAUCUCAAGAUUACUGAACGUUUUAAUUCAUUAUUAAUUUUUUUAAAUGAUCUUUAGAAUUGAGUUUUUUUUAAACUUCUAAUUUUUUAAUACAAGUUUAUUAUAACUAGAUUCGAAACGAGAGAAUAUAAAUUAAACAGUUUGUUUGUAUAUCAUUCACAUUUGAUUCCAUAAAUCAAUAAAAUAUACAUUAAGGAAAAAAAGGAUAAAUUCAAACAAAUAUUUUUUGCUUUUGCGAUAUGUUUUAGUAAACAUGAAAUGAUAUUAAACCAGUCCAACUUA
This is a messenger RNA of Linepithema humile (Argentine ant), 1577 nucleotides long. RefSeq names its product TATA binding protein (gene Tbp). Gene Ontology annotation, molecular function: RNA polymerase II general transcription initiation factor activity; DNA binding. The record is from RefSeq and is a predicted model, not a curated record. Lineage: Eukaryota; Metazoa; Arthropoda; Insecta; Hymenoptera; Formicidae. Gene Ontology annotation, biological process: DNA-templated transcription initiation.